Molecule: messenger RNA, 3185 nt
Organism: Cololabis saira (Pacific saury)
Lineage: Eukaryota; Metazoa; Chordata; Actinopteri; Beloniformes; Belonidae
Gene: usp45
Product: ubiquitin specific peptidase 45
Exons: 18
Coding region: 272-2683 (803 amino acids)
Biological process (GO): protein deubiquitination
Molecular function (GO): cysteine-type deubiquitinase activity; zinc ion binding
Source: RefSeq, a predicted model, not a curated record
CGUCACCGCGCGUCACGUGUUGACGAGCGUCGCCAGUUAAUGCUACCAGCAGUUUACCGAUUAUUUUAAUAAGUCAAAGAUAAAAACACAAUUCACUGAGAGAAGGGUGUUGCAUUUGUCGCGUUUCGGUAGAUCGGUAUGCUGUAAUCACGUCCUGUUUUGUUGGAUGAGACUAAGCUGUUUAUAUUUGAUCUGUUGUGACUGCAGAUGUGGCUAGCCUGUUUCGCUUUAUCAGCUAACACUGACACACAGGACUUAAAGAGAGCUCCAGAUGCGGCUAAAGGACCCCUUUUCUUUGAAACCCGCCGAAAUGACUAAGCGGACUAAUAAACCAAGGAAACCUCGAGAUGAGGAGUCAUCAGAUGAAGUCAGCGGGCUGACGUGCCAGCAUGUGAAUAAAGCCGUGGACCUGAACUCUGUGAAGAAGUCUGUUCUCUCAAGCGUGUGGUUGAUGUGCUCAGAGUGCCUAAAGGAAAGGACGAUGAUUGAUGGAGAGCCAGCAGCUAGCCAUGACAUCCUCGUGUGCCUAAAGUGUGGUUUUCAAGGCUGCAACCAGUCAGGGAUCCAGCACGCUGUCAAGCAUCACCAAGCUUUCCAUCCAGAGUCGCACUGCAUCACGAUCAGCCUGAGCACGUGGAAAGCCUGGUGUUUUGAAUGUAACGAAGAGCUCUCUACUCACUGCAACAAGAAGGCCUUGGCUCAGACCCUCGACUUUUUACAAAAACACUCCGUCAAGGCAACAUCAGCAGCAUCACCCAAGAUUCUCAAACUGCGCGAUGAACCAUCAGAGCAUGCUGAACCUAGAGGAAAGAACCCAGUCAUCAACAGCACCCUGGUCCCUGUUAAGGGAAUAAACAACCUCGGGAACACUUGCUUCUUCAACGCUGUCAUGCAGAACCUGUCCCAGACGCACCUGCUCAUCGACCUCAUCCAGGAAGUGAGGGAGAAAGGUUACAAGCUGAGGAUCUGUCCACCUGCGGACGCCAAUUUGAGUCCGCUGACGGUUGCGCUGCCCGGUCCAGAGCCUCUGACCUCGGCCAUGUUUCUGUUCCUGCAGAGCAUGAAGGAGCCUGGGAAAGGCCCGGUCAACCCCAAAAUCCUCUUCAACCAGCUCUGCCACAAAGCUCCACGCUUCAAGGGCUACCAACAACAAGACAGCCAGGAGCUUCUGCACUACUUACUGGACUCCAUACGAGUGGAGGAAACUAAAAGGGUGAAAGCCAGCAUUUUGAAGGCUUUUAACAAUCCGACAGAGAAGACGGCGGACGAGGAGACCAAACGCCAAGUCAAAGCAUAUGGAAAAGAUGGUGUGAAGAUGAACUUUGUUGACCGUAUCUUCGUAGGCGAGCUGACCAACACGAUUAUGUGUGAAGAGUGUGAGCAUAUCUCCACAGUAAAAGAAGCCUUCAUAGACAUUUCUUUGCCCAUCAUAGAGGAGAGGAUAUCCAAACCAUCCUACCCCAGUCGGCUGGGGAAGUCCAGCCGGGAGCAGGACGCCCACGCAGCUCACAGUGAGCCGGUUCUGUCUGUAGGACACUCACUCAACAAAAACAACAGGAAACUGAGCGGACAGAAGCAGCUGAACCGGAGGUCGUCCUCCUCCGUGGAGGAGAAGGGAGCCGGCUGCGGUGCGGAGCGGCCGGAGGAGGAGGGGGUCGCCGGGGGAUCCGCUCGCGGCGUCUCAGUGUGUAAGAUGGCGGCUGCUGGCAGCCUGUCAGAUGGCAGCGAAAGAGACUCGGGCGCUCAGGACAGCAGCAACGACGCCGACAGCGAGGCCUCGGAGAGCGAGUGGGCUCCACGAGCCUCCGCCCACAGUCACGGACACAUAUCCACCUCCACGCUGGCUCCAUCUCCUACCGCUGCCUCCUCCUCCUCCCCGGCAGCAUCGUCCUCCACCAAGCAGUGCGGGGCUGUAGAGCAGCUCGUCACCGCCGUUUCUAAAGUCAACAUGGGCUUCGUGCCGGGAGACGUCUCCGCUCCCACGCACUGCUCCCAGGAGGAACCGGGAGAAACUCCCACCCGAGACAAUCUCCACCACCAACACCACCAGGGAGCCUUCCAGGCGCUGUCCCACAGUUACACCCCCAGCUCCAAGGAGUGCUCCAUCCAGUCCUGCCUGCACCAGUUCACCUCCGUGGAGCUGCUGAUGGGCAACAACAAGCUGCUCUGCGAGAGCUGUACGGAACGCCGGCAGAAGCAGCUGCGCAAGAGCAGCUCAGCAGAUAAGAAGGUGGAGACAAUUUACACGAGUGCCAGGAAGCAGAUAUUAAUAUCCUCGCUGCCUCCCGUCAUCACGUUGCAUCUGAAACGUUUCCACCAGGCAGGGAUGAACCUACGGAAAGUGAAUCGGCAUGUGGAUUUCCCUCUGGUCCUGGAUCUGGCUCCGUUCUGCUCUGCAUCCUGCAAGAACCUGGCAGCCAGCGAUCGAGUCCUGUACAGUCUGUAUGGGAUCGUUGAACACAGCGGCUCCAUGCGCGGGGGCCAUUACACCGCGUACGUGAAGGUGCGUGCUCCUCAGAGGAGGAUGGAGCAGCACCACAAGAACCUGUCAGGUGCGAGGGACGCCGGCAGCAGCGGCCAGGGCCAGUGGGUGUACAUCAGCGACACCACUGUUCAGACAGUACCAGAGUCCAGGGUACUCAACUCUCAGGCGUACCUGCUCUUCUAUGAGGAAAUGUUGUAAUGUGACCAGUCAAAGUACUUUUUUCCUUUUCCUAGAUAUAAUUUUUUUUUCUUUUAAUAUUACUUGGUGAAGCCCCUCCAACUGCUCACACUGUAUCUGUGACGAGACGGAGCCAAGAAAAGGGAAAUGUUUCACAGCUUACUCACCUGAUUUGUGUAAAUUGGCUCUUUGAUUUAUCAAGGAUGUGUAAGGAAAAAAAGAAACAGGUUUUAAAGUUGUUUUCUAGUUUGUUGCACAGAUUUCCAUUCAUGUUUUCUAAUUUCGAGCUCCUGCCUUUUUAAAGAGAGGUCAGAAGAGAAGAGUGUUACUGAAUCUGAGCUUUUCAAUAUUUCUACUUCAUCUCAGGCGCAGUCUUGUGCCAGAGAUUUAAAGUGCAUGAUGGAGUUUGCUACGGUAACUUACUGGGUAUGAGCAGAAAUACUGCAUGCUAAGCUGCACUCAGCACUGACCAGUUGAUGUCAAGCGUGUGUGUGUGAGUGUGUGUGUGCGUGUGCGUGCGUAC